Messenger RNA from Triplophysa dalaica, 498 nucleotides. It is a transcript of the gene cabp5a, whose product is annotated as calcium binding protein 5a. Lineage: Eukaryota; Metazoa; Chordata; Actinopteri; Cypriniformes; Nemacheilidae. The record is from RefSeq and is a predicted model, not a curated record. The coding region runs from base 1 to 498 and encodes 165 amino acids. The transcript is spliced from 6 exons. Gene Ontology annotation, molecular function: calcium ion binding.
AUGACUGCAUGCAUCUUCAUACGAGGAGGCAAAAUUGACAGAGAAUUGGCAGAUGAUGAAAUUGAAGAGCUGAGAGAGGCAUUUAAUGAGUUUGAUAAGGAUAAGGAUGGACUAAUAAGCUGUAAGGACCUGGGAAACCUGAUGAGGACCAUGGGAUACAUGCCAACUGAGAUGGAACUGAUAGAGUUGGGCCAGAACAUUAACAUGAACUUAGGAGGGAGAGUAGACUUUGAAGACUUUGUAGAGUUGAUGGCUCCAAAGCUAUUGGCUGAAACAGCUGGGAUGAUUGGUGUAAAGGAACUACGAGAUGCUUUCAAAGAGUUUGAUAUGGAUGGUGAUGGAGAAAUCACUACAGAGGAGCUGAGGUGUGCUAUGAGUAAACUACUGGGAGAGCAUAUGAACCAAAGAGAGAUUGAUGCUGUGGUCAGAGAGGCAGACAACAAUGGGGAUGGGACAGUAGACUUUGAAGAAUUUGUGAGGAUGUUGUCAAACUGCUGA